Molecule: messenger RNA, 605 nt
Organism: Exaiptasia diaphana
Lineage: Eukaryota; Metazoa; Cnidaria; Anthozoa; Actiniaria; Aiptasiidae
Exons: 1
Coding region: 1-513 (170 amino acids)
Biological process (GO): DNA integration; DNA recombination
Molecular function (GO): DNA binding
Source: RefSeq, a predicted model, not a curated record
AUGGGAGUAAAUAAGCUUAAUUCYCUCAUGAAAGAUUGUGCCACAGCGGCUGGUAUCGGCGAAAACAAGYGAAUUACGAACCAUAGUGGUCGCAAAACUCUUGUACAAACUCUGGUUGACAAYAACKUCCCACCAACGCAAAUUAUGCAGCUCACAGGACACAAGAACGUCCAAUCUGUGAACAAUUACAGCACUAUGGGAGAAAAACAGCAGCAAAAUAUUUCUUCAAUUUUGUCUGCCACAUCUACCACUGCGUUGCAGCCCUAUUAUGAGCAAGUUGGAAAUUCUACAACGCCAAUAGCAACGACAGAAACCGCCAGUAUUUCCGCACAACCWCAACGACUCGCAUCCCUUUUCCUUGGAAAUCAUAUCACCGGAGGAACAUUUAAUGUUCAUGUUUCUACCUCGUCAUCUAUGGCUGCUAAUACAAUGAUAGCGGAAAGUCCUAAGCGAAAGAAAUAUCGUAGGAUUUUGGAGAGUGACAGCAGCCAGAGUAGCAACAGCCAGGAUUAGUCGUUUCAUGACUGUUCACAUUUCUGUAUUCAAUAUCACCUACUGCUUUAUUAUAUCAGCUUGUUUUUUAUCCAUUUCCUAGGUUUUGUAGU